CAGGGAGGUAGAUUGUGAGUCAGACACACAAUGAACUGGGCAUUCCUCCAGAGCCUCCUCAGUGGGGUGAACAAGUACUCCACGGCGUUCGGCCGCGUGUGGCUGUCCGUUGUCUUCCUCUUCAGGGUCAUGGUGUUUGUCGUGGCAGCCGAGAAUGUGUGGGGCGAUGAGCAAAAAGACUUCACGUGCAACACGGCCCAGCCUGGCUGCCACAACGUCUGUUACGACCACUUCUUCCCUGUGUCCCACGUCCGCCUCUGGGCCCUGCAGCUCAUCUUCGUCACAUGUCCCUCUCUCCUGGUGGUAAUGCACGUAGCCUACAGAGAUGAACGUGAGCGUAAACACACACUAAAAUAUGGUGAGGGCUGCCAGAAAAUCUACAUGAACACCGGUAAGAAACGUGGAGGGCUGUGGUGGACCUACGUCCUGACCCUGGUCUUCAAGAUGGCUGUGGAUGCCAUCUUUGUGUAUUUAAUCUACCAUAUCUACGAGGGCUAUAACUUCCCCUCCCUCAUCAAGUGUGAGCAGAAGCCCUGUCCCAACAAAGUGGACUGCUUCAUUGCUCGCCCCACUGAGAAGCGGAUCUUCACCAUCUUCAUGGUGGUCACCAGUCUGGCUUGUAUCCUGCUCUCCUUCUUGGAGAUCCUGUACCUGGUCGGGAAACGCUGUAAAGAGGUCUUCACCCGUAUUAUGCACAAGAACUCACCCUCCUCCACCAUCCAGCCACGCCAGAUGGCCAUGGCUACCUCCCUGGUGGUUGGUGGCAAGAAUGGAAUGCAGUCCAACUCAUUAAAGCUGCCCUCAAUAAAGCUACCCAGCAAGGAUACCUCAGCCCCAUCUUAUAGCGUUGUCGUGUAUGCCUGAGGUAAAGACUGGACAAAGACAUUAGAGACUGAAUGAGAGAAUGCAAAGAAGACAUAAGUAUGGAGGCAAUGGGAAAUAUCUUCCAUUUCUCUUCAGGCCCUCACUGGGCUAGAGAGUACCUCACUGCCAUUCAAGACUGUCUUCUCAUUGCCUGAGCUACAAUGGAACUGGAUGGCUCUUGACAUUCCUGGAUAAAUUGUUUACCUACCAUUCUGUCAUUGACCGGGUAAUUAAACAAAUCAAUUAGUCACUUUAAAUAAAAUAUCCAUCAUUUACAGAGGAAAGUUUCACGCUAGGGCUGGGAAAUGUAAUUUAUUCUUAUGUUAUUUGUUCGCUGUUUACCACACCUCACAACUUUACCAGUGCUAAUUUUUAUGAAAGGACUCAACCAUUGCCACACUGUGCCCAUACCACUGCUGUUCUUAUGCCCUUGAGAAGUUGAUUUCCCUGUCUCAUCCUUCAUUACGAAUGGCAGAGACUGCAUCAGGCUUUGUUGUGAAAACGAUGAAGCAAAGAGCAAUGUAUUUUCAGACAAUUAAAAAUAUGUAAUUUCUUCUAUG
This is a messenger RNA of Oncorhynchus tshawytscha (Chinook salmon), 1424 nucleotides long. RefSeq names its product gap junction beta-4 protein. The transcript has a single exon. Gene Ontology annotation, cellular component: connexin complex. Gene Ontology annotation, biological process: cell communication. Bases 31 to 864 code for a protein of 277 amino acids. Lineage: Eukaryota; Metazoa; Chordata; Actinopteri; Salmoniformes; Salmonidae. The record is from RefSeq and is a predicted model, not a curated record.